Messenger RNA from Phycodurus eques (leafy seadragon), 5636 nucleotides. Its product is annotated as gastrula zinc finger protein XlCGF8.2DB-like. Lineage: Eukaryota; Metazoa; Chordata; Actinopteri; Syngnathiformes; Syngnathidae. The coding region runs from base 261 to 1223 and encodes 320 amino acids. Gene Ontology annotation, biological process: regulation of transcription by RNA polymerase II; central nervous system development. The transcript is spliced from 5 exons. Gene Ontology annotation, cellular component: nucleus. Gene Ontology annotation, molecular function: RNA polymerase II cis-regulatory region sequence-specific DNA binding; DNA-binding transcription factor activity, RNA polymerase II-specific. The record is from RefSeq and is a predicted model, not a curated record.
CAAACGAGACAAGCGGAAAAUGAACGAAUACGGGAGUUAUUUAGCUCCUCAAAGUUAUUACUACGUGGUUGGUUAUUAACAAGGACCACAAGCAAUCAAGCCACAAUAGUUUUGGGACUAACCGCUUUCAAACCAACUGUCUGACUCUGUGCUUGGGCUGUCCUAAAAAAACACUUACAUUCCGCUGACGUCAGCAGGUUACCACUGACUGAGAGUGACGAAGACGAACAACAACUUCAUCAUCACAGUCGGGGUCGACAAUGGAAGAACAUUUGAGGAGCGAUGCAGACUGUGAAGACGUUCAGCAGCUGAUUGGUCAUCAGGAAGAACUUCCCCGUCCACCACGGUGUGGGAGCUCCAGUGUGGAGCAAGAUGAUCCACAGGCCCCACAUGUUAAAGAGGAAGAGGAGGAUCUACAGCCGCCCCAGAUUAAGGAGGAAGAGGAGGAGACUGACGUCAGCAAUUUGCCACUGACUUGUGUCUCUGUGAAAAACGAAGACAAGAAACCGGAGUGGUCGAAAUUUCAUAUUCACAGUCCAAAUGGUGACCACUGUGGGGGCCCACCGUCAGACAACCUCUUAGGUCCACUGUCAGACGGUGGGGACACAGAAGAACCUUUGAGGAACAACACAGACUGUGUAGAUGAUCACAAACCAACCAACUGCUCUGAAAUGCAAUCAACUCUCCACAAGGAAACUUCACAAAGGCGUAAAAAACGUGUUAACUGCUCAGUUUGUGGUAAAACUUUUGCUACUAAGCAAACUUUGGUAACACACAUGAGAACACACACAGGAGAAAAACCCUUUAGUUGCUCAUUUUGCGGUAAAGAAUUUUCUCAAAAGGGACCAAUGAUACGACACAUGAGAGUACACACAGGAGAAAAACCCUUCAGCUGCCCAGUUUGCAGGAAAACAUUCUCCCAAAAAGGAAGUAUAGAAUUACACAUGAGAACACACACAGGAGAAAAACCCUUCAGUUGCUCUGCUUGUGGCAAAACAUUCUCUCAAAAAGAAAAUAUGAUAACACACAUGAGAAAACACACCGGGGAAAAACCCUUUCGCUGUUCAGAUUGCGGUAAAUCGUUCUCUCGAAAGGAACAUGUGGCAACACACAUGAGAACACACACAGGAGGAAUACCCUUUACUUGUUCAGUGUGUGGAGAAAGCUAUGGUCAUAGGGCCAGUUUGACUGAGCACAUGCAGAAACACAACACAGAGAGCUAAUAAAUGUUUUCAUGUUAGGACUUGGACUAACUAAAAAGUGACGAGUGGCAAUGUGUGUCACAGAAGACUUGGAUAUACAGGGUGAUAGAAGAUAGAAGAUACUCCCUAUUUUAAAAUACUUAUAAUUUAUUCAUAUGUUGUAAUAUUUUUCUCAAUUUUUUUGUGUAUGUUCCAUGAUUGAAGGAGCAAGUCCAUUCUACCAAACCGACGAUUUUGGAAGAACACGCAGCACCACAUAUUGACAGAAAAAAUGGAAUUGUUGAAAUUUUUGCAGAUUUAUUCAAAAAGAAAAACUGAAAUAUCACACAGCCAUUAUAUUCAGAACCUUUGCUCGGUAUUUAGUAGAAGCCCCCUUCUGAGCUAAUACAGCCAGGAGUCUUUUUGGGAAUGAUGCAACAAGUUCUUCACACCUGGAUUUGAGGAUCAUCUGCCAUUCCUACUUGCAGAUCGUCUCCAGUUCUGUCAGGUUGGAUGGUGAACGUCGGCGGGCAGCCAUUUUCAGGUCUCUCCAGAGAUUCUCAAUUGGGUUGAAGUCAGGGCUCUGGCUGGGCCAUUCAAGAACAGUCACAGAGUUGUUCUAAAGCCACUCCUUUGUUAUUUUAGCAGUGUGCUUAGGGUCAUUGUCUUCUUGGAAGGUGAACCUUCGGCCCAGUCUGAGGUUCUGAGCACUCUGGAGAAGGUUUUCGUCCGGGAUAUCCCUGUACGUGGCCGCAUUCAUCUUUCCUUCGAUUGCAACCAGUCGCCCUGUCCCUGCAGCUGAAAAACCCCCACAGCAUGAUGCUAUGAUGCUGCCACCACCAUGCUUCACUGUUGGGACUGUAUUGGACAGGUGAUGAGCAUUGCCUGGUUUUCUCCACACAUGCUACUUAGAAUUAAGGCCAACAAUUUUUAUCUUGGUCUCAUCAGAACAGAGAAUCUUAUUUCUCACCACCUUGGAGUCCUUCAGGUGUUUUUUUAGCUAACUCCAUGCGGGCUUUUAUGUGUCUUGCACUGAGGAGAGGCUUCCGUCGGGCCACUCUGCCGUAAAGCCCCGACUGGUGGAGGGCUGCAGCAAUGGUUGACUUUCUAGAACUUUCUCCCAUCUCCCAAUUGCAUCUCUGGAGCUCAGCCACAGUGAUAUUUGGGUUCUUCUUUACCUCUCUCACCUUGGCUCUUCUCCCCUAAUUACUCAGUUUGGCCGGACGGCCAGCUCUACGAAGGGUUCUGGUCGUCCCAAACGUCUUCCAUUUAAGGAUUAUGGAGGCCACUGUGCUCACACUGAAAUUAUUUUUUUUUACAUCUAGGGGGUCACCAUCCACACAUCCAACAUUAGUUGACAGAAUGAAUGUGGUGUCUUUAUCACCCAUAUUCAGCAGCGUACAGUAUACGCACCAAUACUAGGUCACAUCGGGGAAGCUCAGAACACAGACGCACAGAUUCACUGUCGAUGGUGGAGAGCUUCAAGAAGUAGAAUCAGGGAGGACUUGUUCACUGAAAGACAGCACAGUUUGUUCAGCCUUCACGGGGUAGCUUUGAGGUUCAAUUGUGCUGGGUGCACAGCACAGACAGGGGUGAAGGGGAAUGAGGUCGCUGAUGACUUAGCAAAAAAAAGGUCCUUAGGCAUUAAUUCUGAUACGUGUGAGCGAUGCAGUGUAAAAAGAAAAUAUUAAUAAUAAUAAAAAAUAAGCGUGGAUCAUGUAAUUAUGUUUUUCUUAAAGUUUACAUCAGCGAGAGAAAGGCUGCAGAGUUGUGUGAGCAGAGGGAGUUGGGGAUAAGAUUAAAUGUGUGAGGAAACCAUUAUUUUUUUGAGGGAAACGAAAUUAAUGAGUUGUAAAGGUGGGGACGAGUGUUACACACUAUCUUGUACAGUAGGUGGCGGUAUGCACCGUACCAUUGCUUUCAAUCCAACAAUACAUGAAAAGUAGAAGAAGAAAAAACAACACUGCGCACGCGCACACGGCAUAAACUAGACGAGCAGAAAAAUAAAUUAACGAUUUCCCAAAGAGUGGUUUAGCACCUCAAAGUAAUUAUUAAGUGGUUGGUUAUUAACAAGGGACAUAUCUAAUUAAGCCACAUAAAUUUUGGUGAGUUUCAACUUGUCCUAAUAGUAAUCCGUUUGUAAUGGUUUACGCCUUUGCAUACGACCUGAUGCUAGUUGGUAAAACUGUGUAACGCAGCGUGUCAAACUUCAUCGAUUUGAUUUAUAUUGACAUAUUGAUUUAUUUCUCUACGUACCAAUGUUACUAAAAUUGUCAACGCGUUUUUCUUAGCCCGCCGUUGAAUUCAUUUACCCAAUUUCCGGAAACAAAAAAAGAAAAGAAAAUGGAUGUGCAGAUUGUCAGCAAUCCAGGUUAUUGUUAUCCGCAAAUGUUGUUUUGCUAUUAGGCCAACGAUCUAUUCAUGUAAAUAUGAGAUCACAAGAUAUGAUUAAUAAAAUAACAGUGCCCCUAAAGCAGGGGUUUCAAACUCAGAUCUUCCACCAUUGAUAUUUUAUCGGUGCGAUCUUCCUACACAUUCACUGCCACUGACUGCUUUAGAAGUCAAAUAUCCAUGCUAACUGGGAAGGCUGGCACUGAAUGAGUUAAAAUUCAUUGCAUGCUAUCAAGUUUGCAGUAUGUCUGUGUUUCACGAAGGGACACAGUACAGAGGGAGAACGGCGAAACCGACAUUGUAAAGAAGCUUGAUAAGGAUAACGGGAAUUGACGCUGGCUGGAAUUAAAAGUCAGAAAUGAAUACGUUCACGAAAAUAUUCGAAAGAUUAAAGCACCUGGGAACGCAUACUGCAUCUUGUGUCAUCAGGAUGUGAAGUAUGGAUCUGGAGGGAGAACACGCUUGGUCGAUCACGUCAACGGAAAGAAGUACGCACAGCUGGUUAAAACGGAGCGGUGAAAUUAUAGAUUACCUGACAUGCAGCAAGAGCCACAGCCCUCCCACGUUAAAGAGGAAGAGGAGGAUCUACAGCCAACUCACAUUAAGGAGGAGGAGGAGGAGACUGAUGUGAGCAACUUGCUUCUGACUGGUGUCUUUGUGAAAAACGAAGACGAAGACCAGAAACCGGAGUGGUCACAGUUUCAUAGUCACAGUCCAAAUGGAGACCACGAUGGAGGACCACCUUCAGACCAUCUCUUAGGUCCACUGUCAGACAGUGCGGAAGCAGAAGAACCUUUGAGGAACAACGCAGACUAUGAAAAUGAUGACAAACCGACCAACUGCUCUGAUAUGGAAACAACUCUCAACAAGGAAACUUCACAAAUGUGUAAAAAUCGUGUUACCUGCUCAGUUUGUAGGAAAACCUUUGCUACAAAACAAACUUUGAGGACACACACGAGAAAACACACAAGAGAAAAACCAUUUAGUUGCUCAUUUUGCGGUAAAGAAUUUUUUCAAAAGGGACCAAUGCUACGACACACGAGAGUACACACAGGGGAAAAACCAUUUAGUUGCCAAGUUUGCAAGAAAACAUUCUCUCAAAAAGGAAGUAUACAAUUACACAUGAGAACACACACAGGAGAAAAACCCUUCAGUUGCUCAAUUUGUGGCCAAACAUUCUCUCACAAAGAAAAUUUGGUAACACAUACGAGAAAACACACAGGGGAAAAACCCUUUCACUGCCCAGAUUGUGGUAAAACAUUCACUCGGAAAGUACAUGUGGCAAAACACAUGAAAAAAAUACACACAGGAGAAAUACCUUUCAGUUGCUCAGUUUGUGGAGAAAGCUAUGGUCGUAGGGCCAGUUUGACUGAACACAUGCGGAAACACAACAGUGAGACCGAAUAAAUGUUUUCCUGUUAGGACUUGGACUAAAAAGUGACGAGUGGAUGUGUGUCACGGAGGAUUGGGACAUAGAUGUCAUUCGAGACUGAGGAUGAAGAAAUCAAAAUUAAUUCUUCCAUUCAUCUUGUUCUCACGUGUAAAGUGCACAAAAGCAGUAUGAAAAAAAAUACAUGUAUUGCUGUGUCACUUUUUAAAAUGUCGUCUUUAUUCUUUGCUCUAAAGAUUUUGAUUCUGAGUCUGACCUCUUAGCAGCUCUUCUUUUUUCCUCUACUCAUCCUGCGCAAUCUGCAAUACCGUUGUAUCCUAUAUUGGUGUUUUAAAAAAAUGUGUUAAGGGGUUGGAGGAUAACGUUAGCAUUCUCCUUCGUUCUGCAGGGUCCGUUUCAAUGGAAAUGGGAGGAUGUGGUAACUAAGGAUGUUUAGUUAGCAUCAAAAUGUCAUUGAUUAGCUGACAGCAGGGCAAAAUGAUGAAAAACCUUGUGGAUCAGUCUUUUUCUGAAAGGGUUGCCACAUUUACUGUAUGUAAAAUGAGUGCCGAUUGCAGAGAUCCUUGACUCAAACACACGCAGGACACAAUAGAAUGCUUGAUAUGUGGAACAUUUAUUGUGAAACUACGGGGGAAAUGGGGACAAAUGUGAAGGGAGUUAGCUACAUAAUAAAA